CCCACCUCGAAGAUCCUCGACGAUCACCAUCCUCGGCCCGCCACAGCUCAUCGUUUUUCAGCAUUCAGCUCUGCAAACGUGAUCAUGGCGACUGAUAGUGGGCUGAAAAGGUCGCCAUCUGCUUCGGCUGCAAAGUGGAUGUCUUAUUUCUCGGACAAGGUUUCCGUUUCUGCGCUGUCGAUCCCAGGGACUCAUAACUCUUGUGCUCAUUAUGUUUCUCUGCCGUCGGUACGCUGCCAAAACGCACCACUAGUGCAGCAACUAGAUCGCGGAAUCCGCUUCCUCGACAUCCGGCUAUCGCGACCCUUUCUCCAAUUCUGCUCGCUCGGCCAGUCUCGCCACGAGCUCGUCGUCGUACACUCUGCGUUCCCGGUCUGCGCCUACCGCGCGGUCACGUUCUCGAAAGUGCUCGGCAGGGUCUACGCUUUCCUUGACGCGAAUCCGAGCGAGACGGUGAUCAUGUCGUUGAAGCACGAGGGACCGUUUUCAAAAGGCCGGGUCGAGCUCGCGGAUAUUCUCUGGAGCGGGUAUAUCAAGGGACACGAGCACCGGUGGUUUUUGGAGCCGCGGAUGCCGUCGCUGGGGGAAGCGAGGGGGAAGAUCAUCUUGUUUCGCAGGUUCGAGUGUAGAGAUGAGCAAGUUUCUCGAUUCGGAUUCCCCGCGACGGCGUGGAAAUACAACACCCCAGGCGAGGACGUCACCGACGGCACAGUUCUAUCAGUACAGGACUACUGCGAAGUCCUCUCUCCGUCCGGGAUCGAUGCCAAAUCAUCCUACGUCCGGCAACACAUCACCCGCGCGUCGUCGUCAAACCUCGACACGCUCUUCCUGAACUUCACCACCGCGGCAAACUUCUGGAACCCGAAUUGCUGGCCACGGUCGAUCGCCACGGGCGUGAUGUCGGAUAUCGGGAAGGCGCUGAUGGACUCGAAGGGGAGAUGCGGGGUUAUGGUUAUGGAUUUCCCGGACGCGGAUGGAUGGAAGAUCGUUAGACAUAUUAUUGAUCGGAAUAUGGAUCUUUGCGAGCAGAAGAGGCGGUGAUUGUAGCAUUCUUUAUUGCAUUGUACUGCAUAACUUACAUGGUUGGAGUCUGGUUUAAUAUGUUUUAUAGUCUUUCUGUAUUAUUCUCUGCAAAUUGUAUAUAUUACCAAAAUAUCGAAAUA
Myxozyma melibiosi is the source of this 1163-nucleotide messenger RNA. RefSeq names its product PLC-like phosphodiesterase. The record is from RefSeq and is a predicted model, not a curated record. Bases 85 to 1041 code for a protein of 318 amino acids. NCBI's taxonomy places the organism in Eukaryota, Fungi, Ascomycota, Lipomycetes, Lipomycetales, Lipomycetaceae. Gene Ontology annotation, molecular function: phosphoric diester hydrolase activity. The transcript is spliced from 2 exons. Gene Ontology annotation, biological process: lipid metabolic process.